Messenger RNA from Marchantia polymorpha subsp. ruderalis, 5456 nucleotides. NCBI's taxonomy places the organism in Eukaryota, Viridiplantae, Streptophyta, Marchantiopsida, Marchantiales, Marchantiaceae. The record is from the annotation of a GenBank genome assembly.
GGGGAGGGAGGGGAGGGGAGGGGAGGGGACGGUAGGCCGCCACCACCAGUAGGACCACGCCAAGGCCAACGUGGGGGGGUGGUGGCAUCUGCGCAGAGUCAGUCAGGCAGGCAGUGAUCAGUCAGUCAGUCAGUCCGGGAGGUGGUGGUGGUGGAGGAGUAAAUGCGGCACUUUGACCAAAUGCAGAGCACCUCAGCUUUUGAAGUUUCCAAUUCGAGCCUGCGCUGCGGACUUGGGGCCCGGCCGGACGUUGUUCUGUUCAGUCUACUUUCUCGCCAUCCCAGACCUGCUACGCUACAGGCAAGAGAGAGAUUGAGAUUGAGAAAGAGAGAGAAAGACGAGAGGUGCCAGACUCGACCCGAGUCCAAACGACCGAGUAGAAAUUCCCGUAGUAGGAGGAAGAGGAGGAGGAGGAGGAGGAGAAGUUAUUACCAAUUAAUUGCAGGGAGCGAGCGAGUGAAAGCUAUUACAGGCGACCGCUGCUGCGUCCCGUGGUUCUGCUUUCCUUCUAACCGACGUCUUGUUCCCUCUCGUCUCGUCUCGGGCAGCAGAGCAGAGCAGCUCUGGCACGGGGGCAUUUGCUUUUUUGUCUGAGAGCGACGUUGUGUCUGGCUCAGUUCCUGGCUAAUCACACGAUUCCAUUCCACUGUUAAAGCUGCAAAUCACUCGAACCCUGUGCUAAGCCCAGAGCUUCAGCUGCACGAAUCGAGCUGUCUGCAAAGUGGACGGGUGAUGGAGCUUCCCGCCUGGAAUGGCCAGACCUACCGUGUGUCACUUCUCACCAACCACUGUUUGGUGUUUCCUCGAAGCUCGGACGGAUGGUACUCCUCGUCUCGGGACGAGCUCCGGGGACGGGAGAAUAGAGGAGAAUAGAGGAGAGGAGGUAAAGUUGAGCAUGGAGAGUUGACCAGCGACAGAUGUUGUCACGCGGGGGAUUUGAACUGAAGCACAUUCUUACAGCCAGUGGAGAGCCAUGUGAGGUCAUCUAUUCUGUAUUUUUUAAGCUGCACACUGUGGCGCUAUCUGAUCCGCUGCGGAUUUGCUUUCGAGGUUUGGAGAUCGAGUGCAUGAUCAUGACACAGGAUUCAUGGAGAAUUACUGCUCUUCUACGCCCAUCAACAGCACUGCACAGUGAGGUGAACAGCAGCUCAUGCGCCCACGCAGAUCUACCAACUACAGUACAGUAUUUCGGAAUGAGACAAGCCUCUCCUGCGGAUCGCGUGCCGGACAAUUGUGGAGGUCUUCGAACGCAGGCAUAAAAGCCGGAUCAGACGGCCUUCGAACAGAACCUAUUCCCGUCAAUCACUGUCCCAUGGCGAGGUGAGACGUUUUCCCUUCGGCUCGCCCACGUUUCCCCCUGUGGCUCGUCAAGUGGUCGUCCAUGGCCGCUUCCCAGAAUACGUACGGUAUAGAAACAUGCGUGACGUAUGUACUGACAGAAGGUGCCAUCAGACUGUAAUUACUGCGUCGUACACGAGUCUUCGAGUGCCGGUCCAGGCCUGCCUUCGAGUUCGGUGGUGAGUAAAUUUGGGUCGAGUUAAUACUGCUGCGGCCCACCGCCCAGCAGCAGCAGCAGUCCCAUGUAAGUCUUCCCGGCCAUGACGAUGUGUCACUCUCGCUUGUGAACGCGUAUCGUCAGAUUGGUCCUCCAUGGUCACGUCAUGAGAACUUGUACUUACCCAGAGUAACAACAUAUUCUCCAGAAGACUGGAAAUGACAUGCUCCCCAAAUGGAUAGACGCGUUCAGUCGGACCAACUUCGGUUCGUGUCUCUUCCUGUGCUUGGCAAAAGAUCCUGUAGUAUAUCUGGCCUUACCGAGAUGAACUCUCCUGGGAAAUGUUGUCAGACACCGUUGCCACCUAGGAUGUGCACUUUCCACCACUUGAUCCAUCAUGCUCGAAACCAUCGCUGUAGUUCAUCUAAAAACGUGGACGAUGAACGAUCGAUCGCCCGCAUACUCGGAUCUGAACUAGGUGCCAACAACUUUUUAUGUUUAAAGCUCUCAGCUCCUUAAAGAUACUCUCACGCGAAAGACGUUCAAUCACUUGAAGAAGACCACUUUAUACUGUUGCAUAUUCAUGGAAUCCAGUGGCUGUGGUGAAAGAAGGACGACUAGUCAGUCGGCUAUUCGCUGCAUCACAACAGAGCCCUGUUUUGUUGCGAACUUUCCUGAGAUGUACCACCAGCCUGUCUGGCUGUAUUCGCGAUGUUCGAAGGAAUUGCAGACGUGAUCAGCCGACCGAGUUUGUCGAUCUUCGCCAUACACACCCCCUACCGUGACACACACUCUCUCUCUACUGUCAAUGGCCACCAAGCAUCGUCAAUGUAGGUGAGGUCGGUGCCAUGUGGUAACCAAUGCCCCGCAAGGCUUGCCAAUGACUGCAAUUGUCAAACCCAGAGACUCACGCUCCGAGAGAGCGAGAGGAUAUUUAUAUUCCCGAAUGCGACGCACAAGUGCAGCUCGUAUGGACGAUGGAAGGAAUGAAUGCCUUCCACUCGCAAUCUGUGAAGUCAUUCUUCAUGGAAUUGUAGACGUUGACUUUUUAGGAACACCUUUUCCCAUUUUUUACGUUCGCUCGCCCAUCACUAUUUUAGCGAUUUUCCACUUUCGAUCCUGGCCUUAUAGGAUUCUGGCAAGAUGCUCGGAUGUAGAGUGGUCCGAUUUCGAUUCCGGUCUUCGUGGACGUCGAGUUCAGCUGCUUCAGCAAUCUCCCAAUUUACGGAGGCCGAGGGCAACAAUCAUCUGCCAUGACCCUCGAUACAGUUGUUCUAAGCUGCCAUCAUACGCUGGAGUACUGAUGAGAGUUCACCAGGUUGUCAAUCCGAAAAGACUGAAUGAUGUUCGGUGUUGAUGUUUCGAGGCUUCUGCUUCAGAGGAAUGAUAGGAUAUACCUCUCUCUAGACUGACAUUGAUAAAGGAGCCUACAAGACCAACACUGGCAGAAGACACCAGUAAGGAAUGAGAUAAGUCAUGUCCGUACAGACCAGCAAAUAUCUUCCGAGGAAGGGGAUCUGCAGUUUACCUCAAUUGAACACGACUGAACGCCUGCAGUUGCUUUGAGCUAUUAUUUGUUCCCUGCUAAUGAAGAAUGGGCGAUGUCACCACCUUUUCUUUUGCUCUCGAUUUAAAAGAAAAUUGGUUGUUAGACCCCACUUCCAUCCGUCUGUCCUCCCGGUGGGCCAUUCCUUACGUACGUCCCUCACAGCUCGUACCGACGAGCAGGAUCAGGAAGUUAUGAAAUUUGAGAGGCACGUGAGAAAGUGCAUUGGCCUCACGUACAGUGUCCUGUUACGUAAUCCUAACAAGGCCCCAUCAACCUCGGCGCUGUCUGUCUACAGUUUCCUGUUCCACAAAUCUCGCGAAAUCUGAUUCAUAUCCUUAAAUCUGAUUUGGAGACAAAUAUGAUCUGUUUAUUGUACUGGUCUGCAGUACACCAUCAGUACUCCAGCCCGUUAGCAAUAUGGGAUGCUUUAAAAAUUGUUUCUUUUUGGUUUCUGGAAGUCAGAUCGUAGAGCUCAAGCAGCUCAACUUCUACUCCAGCAUAGAUUCAUCUCCGUCUGGAUGGACGGUGACACCAUUGUCACAGGUAUGGGUCGAAAGUGUAAGAGAAGCAGAAGACUUUUCUUUUCUUCUUGAUGAUUAGAAGGAAUAAGACCCAAAGCAGUUGUUUAAGCUAGCGUCAGUGCAGAGUCGAUCGGAACCUAAGGUUGUAACGCAACCUGAUAAAAAGGAGAGGUGUACGUACCCAUUAAUAGUAGGAUAGUAGAGAAAAAGCAGGUAUGAUAUGGCUGCUAUUAAUCUGAAACCCUGAAGCUCUUGAUGGAUGAUGAUUGAUAACUCGAGAUACAUGUCAGAUCGAAGCAGUUUCCCCAUGCCAUGCAAUGCGAUUGUUUCUGCCAAAGUGCAGAUGAAACUAGUUUUUUAUAAGACAAAAGGCGGAGAUCCUUGCCACGAGAUACGUACCACAAUGAACAGAAAAAUAAGCAUGGGCAUAUCAUACGUUGUACUCAUCUGGAUCUGGACGACAACUUAAGAGUCUGAAUAUUAGUUUCCCUGCCUUACAGACACUGUAGUCGACAACCCCUGAACCUAUCACACUUUCGAACUCAAUGAUCCGGUCGUUCACGCAUUGAGACAUGUGAAGUUUCAUCUGGCCUCGUAGGAUGGCUUGUUAUUGCUGUGCAUGCUCAGCAACUUUGGCCUCCAAUCUACUCUUUCUAAGUUGCUCGUUGAAUAGUGAUUGGAUCUUACUUCUUAUUGCUGGUUGACAUCCCUCGUGCUUCGUUGGGACACACUAUCUACCCGAAAUAAACUGCAGAAUAUCUUUAAAAGGAUCGUGGACUGGAAGGAGGGGUAUAUUUAAAGGGUUGGCCAGGUCCUCUCAUCCACCUGCGUCAUGUAAGCAACUGUUGUGAGCAGAAGCCUGAAUCAACUGUUAAAAUGCAUAUGAUAUAUUAGAAGGAGUAGCUGCUAUUCUUUCGUAAUCCAUCAUGAGCAAGCGAUCUGGCCUUCACGUAUAUCCUAUCUUGACUAUGAAUCUUAUUCCACCGAGCGCAAAGCGCUGCAUUUCUCGAAAGGACCACAUGGCAAAAAAAGGAGAAUCUCCCUGAAAACCCUGUGCAAUCUUUUCAACUACGAAAAGUAGUGUGCGUUUAUUACUGAUGGACCAACAAUGUGCAGCAUAGCACAGGUACAGCAAAAUAUAUCAUACUACAGUCCAGGAGCUUUGGGUUCCGAGUCGAGACCUGCUUCAGAGCCACGAUGUUCUCUUAAUAGUGAGAAGCCUCUCCAGUCUCCUACGGCCUGCCUGCAUGCCUGCUCUCCCAGAACCCAAAAGUGCUCGUCAUUGGAAACUUGGAUAUACCAGAAAGAGAUUGAUUGUAACUGUCUUCAUCAAGCGGUGCCAGUGACCACAUACCCCGAUAGAUUAGUGUGCACUUAAAGUUGCGCAGUGAAGAACCUGAGUCCGUGCAGGAAAAGUUGGGACUGCUCCUUGCCUUGUCAUCCACGACGAGACCAUCUAAUCAUGAAAGUCGGGACUCGGGAUGUGUUUAAAUUGUUCUUUGACUGCCGAGCUGUUCUACAGUAAGAGCACUGAGGAGGAUAUACAACAACCCACUGACUUCUUUCCCAAGAAACAUUCUCAAACAUCAGAUCUUAUUCGGAUCCUACUUCUUUUGAUUGUGACUUCAACACCCUGUUGUACCUAUUCCCUUAUCUCAAUUCCUGUUGGCCUACUCCUUUAAGUGCUUCAUUUUCUGUAGAAGAUUAAUUAGGCUCAUUAGAUUCCAGUUUGAUCUUGAACAUGUUUCAUGGGACCGAUGUCAAACUGCACGCAUCAGACAUGGUUCGGUUCGCCGCAAACAACGUCAGAAAAGAAGGGCUUUUUAUGCUGAGGAAGUGAGCAGUUGAUUCUGAGUAAGAAUAAAGACGGAACAGCAAGGUUCAAUUUAUG